AUGAGUGGUGAUAGUAUGGACGACGUCAGGCUUGACCAGCCGGAGGACAUCAACUACGACCACGGCGAGGAGAUUUUAUUAGGUGGGAACAAGAAAUUGGUUGUGCUUCCAGGAGGAUCUUCUCAUGCAGCGUCGUUCCAAAUUGAGAAGGAGGAUCAUACGUUAGGCAACGCAUUGCGCUACUUCGUCAACAAGAACCCCGAUGUCGAGUUCUGUGGGUACACGAUUCCACAUCCUUCCGAAACGAAGAUGAACAUCCGAAUCCAAACAUGGGAAGACACCAGUACCACCGCGACAGAUGCUCUCCGUAAAGGGUUGACCGAUAUGAUCGAGGCAUGCGAUGUCAUUUCUGAGAAAUUCGCGGACGCUCGAGACGAAUUCAAUGCUCAAAAUUCGUGA
Exophiala bonariae is the source of this 399-nucleotide messenger RNA. RefSeq names its product RNA polymerase subunit AC19 (gene RPC19). The record is from RefSeq and is a predicted model, not a curated record. The coding region runs from base 1 to 399 and encodes 132 amino acids. Gene Ontology annotation, biological process: DNA-templated transcription. Lineage: Eukaryota; Fungi; Ascomycota; Eurotiomycetes; Chaetothyriales; Herpotrichiellaceae. The transcript has 4 exons. Gene Ontology annotation, cellular component: RNA polymerase I complex; RNA polymerase III complex. Gene Ontology annotation, molecular function: protein dimerization activity; DNA binding.